Messenger RNA from Sitophilus oryzae (rice weevil), 1643 nucleotides. Its product is annotated as epoxide hydrolase 4-like. The coding region runs from base 244 to 1434 and encodes 396 amino acids. The transcript has 2 exons. Lineage: Eukaryota; Metazoa; Arthropoda; Insecta; Coleoptera; Curculionidae. The record is from RefSeq and is a predicted model, not a curated record. Gene Ontology annotation, molecular function: hydrolase activity.
CGGGUAAAUUUUAUAACAAUUAUUAUCAAGAUAUCGACCUAAAUCAAGAAGUUUCGCGCCGAUAAGGUAUCAGUACCCUAGAUGAUCGUACCACUCUCACUAUCGCACAGUCCCAGUCCAAAACAUGAUGCUCCAGACGUCUGAUCGACGUGAUUUUGACCCCUGUUCCCUGAUAACGUCGCUGAUCGUUCGUCAAGACAUUGAUAGUACUACAGAUAGGCAUAGUAGCACCGGCCAGCGAGUAUGACGAAGUCCGCGUGCAUCCAGUCGAUUUCUGUUUGGAAUCAGGCCCAUAUCCACCUGUUUUCCUUCUUGUUCGGUUUCUGGGUACUGUCCAAGAGGCUGGUACGAUGGUUGUGGAGGCCGCAGGACUCUGCGGAGCUUAGGGCAAGAGAUACGCCGCCUGCGUGUCUGGUGGACUCGUCUUUGGGACAACAUAAGCACGUCAAAUUGAAGGGUGUCAAACUUCACUACGUUGAGGCAGGUUCCAAAGACAACCCUGUGGUACUUCUCCUGCACGGUUUCCCGGACUUUUGGCUCAGCUGGCGGUACCAAAUUCCAACCUUAUCCAGACACUUCCGCGUUAUAGCCCUGGACCUCAAAGGUUUCGGCGAUUCCGACAAACCAGCUUGGAGAAGCAGCUAUAAAAUCGACACAGUCCUGGAAGAAUUAACUCAGUUUGUUUACUCUUUGGGUGUGUCAAGUUGUACAGUGAUUGGACACGAUCUUGGAGCUUUGUUGGGGUGGUACUUAGUGCACCAAAACUCUUCUAUUGUGAAUAAGUUUGUUUCUGUGUCUUGCCCACAUCCUAACGUCUACUGGAAUGCUUCCAAGAGUGUCAAGUGGUUGAAUUACGUUCAAUUACCUUAUCUUCCUGAAAUAGAUGCUCUGAAAGAGGACGUGAAGAUUAUAGAUCAAUAUUUUAAGCAUCUGGGACCUAAAGAUGUUGAUGCGUAUAAGUACACGUUCUCGCGCCAGGACGAUUGGACUGGACCGUUGAACUACUACAGGAACUUGCCUCUGUCCAAGAUCAGCGAGCCAUUGAAACAAGUCCAAGUUCCUGUGGUGCUUGUGGUGGGAAGCAAGGACCCGUUUGUCCAUCUGGAAACCGUAGUAAAGUCCACAGAGUUCUGCGAAACCUUUCGACUUCAAAUUGUGGACGAUUGUGGCCAUUUUCCUCACCAGGAAAACCAGCAAGCUUUCAAUAGUCUUCUAGUUAAACAUUUGGUGGAUAGUAGGAGGUCUUCGGCGGUGGACGGGGGGAGUGUGACCUCCCCGUCGAAACGCCUGAUUAGUGGACUGUUUGGUGCCGUGUCCAACACGGUAAAGUACGGCAACACUGUGAUCGGGAAUGUGCAGAAAAAAACUAAUGAUGUGGUAAACAGCAUUCCCUCUUUUAAUCUCAACUAUAACAACUCAUCGUCUCAGAGCUGAUCAUGUGUGAUUGUUUUUUAUAGCUCUUAUUUAUUUAUAUACGUCUUUUUUAUUGUUAUUUGUUGUUUUAUAUGUUAGUAUAAACUAUAAUUUUAUUAUUUCUCGAGAAAUUGUUUUUAUUAUUGGUCACAUUGUCCUUUUCUUGUUAGAAGAUGUAAGUACGUAAAAAAAUGAAACUCUUAUUAUAAGUAAAAUAUAUAAAAAAAAAC